AGCGGUGGAGCUGAGGAACAAAUGUGGAUCCUCUUCCAGGGUGGGCCUGAGAGACCCAUGGCUUCCGGCACCUGGCCCUGGGCUUUGCUUUUGCCAGCCACCCAUCAUCGCAGCUGCCCUGGUGGCCGAAGGCAAAGAGCCUUCAUGGUCCUCGCCCUCUUCCUCUUCUUGCCACGCUUCCCUGCUUCCAGCUGUCCAGAUGUUUGCAACUGCUCCUCGGGGAAGAUAAACUGUGUGGACCGUAGGCUGCGUUUCGUGCCUCUCCAGUUGCCCACAAAUGCCACCGCCCUCCUGCUGGACUACAACCGCAUCGCCACCCUCAGGAACGGCACCUUUGCGGCCCAGAGAGUCUUGCGCCAGUUGUGCCUCGGCAACAAUGUCCUGGCCAGCAUUCACCGCCUGGCCCUGGUGGGCCUCCAGGAGCUGCAGGAGCUGGACCUCAGCGACAACUCCCUCAGCCUCCUGCACCCAGAGACUUUCCUCCCCGUGCCGACCCUGCGGAGGCUGAAACUGGAGAACAACAGGCUCCUGAGGCUGGAUGCAGAACUCCCCGGGGCCCUCCCUCACCUCAAGGCCCUCUUCGUCCACGGCAACGCCUUGACCGCCCUCCCGGCUGGCUUCUUUGAAAGCCUGCCUGCCUUGUCCUACCUGACCCUGGAGGACAACCCAUGGACCUGCUCCUGUGCCCUCUGGCCCCUCUUCCUGUGGCUGGGGAAGAACAGGGACAAAGUUCCAGAGGCGAAUUCAGUGACCUGCAAACGCCGAGCGUCCCUCGUGCAGUAUCCCGUCUCGACCCUUGGAAACGAAUCCUUUGCACGCUGCCAGACACCCCGGAUGAAUCUCCCCAGCUACGCCUUCUUCCUCCUGAUCGGCCCAUCGACUUUCCUGGCCAGCAUUUGUGUCGGCAUCCUACUGGGCUCGCUGGCGGUGGCCCACCUGAAACUGACGAGGACGGGCUCGUGUGCUUGGCCACGGGCAGGCACUCGCCUGCGGUAAGCGGGUUUCGCUCCCAAACCAUCAUCCUUCGGCACUCUCUCCCCUGUCUCUGCCAGCGGAAGUGCAGCAUUGUAGCUCUAGAAAACCCUUCUGUGUCAAAUGCUUUGUGCAUAAAACCCCAAUUCCUCCCUCGGCCAGUGGGUGGAUCCUUGAUUUGAGCUUGUACCUACCUGUCCCUACGCGGGACCUUGGGGUAAGAGUGGUCCGUAUUUGCCAAAGAGUUGGGGCCUGCGCCUCUUUUCCCACCGAGGUGGGCCUGAGGACCAGGCAGAGAGGCUGGAGCGCCCUUCCUAUCGGACUCCUUUGUGUUCCCUGAAAAGAACACCACCCUCCUCCCAUUUCUUGAAGCAAAGGAGCCCCUUCUGUUCCCCGCUUGGUGGCUUCCCAGGUCUUCCUCAGAAAGGGAGGUAAGAUAAAACGGAGGCUGCCAAUGCAAGGAUGACCGUGGCAUCUCAGUGCCCCUGGGCUCUGGGCUCAGCGUUUGUCAGCUUCCCAAGGCUGGCACAGCCAGAGGUCCCUGUUGCUCUUGAUUUAGUGAGUGGCAGCCAGGAGGCAGGUGAGACGCAGCCUGUGCUGAGUACAGGGCCUGCGUUCAGCUUACGGCCCCUUUGAGAAAUGCUGCCCAAUGGGGAGAGCAGUGCUGGGCUCCUUGUCCUCAACCAGGAAACAUCUCAAUACCGAGGUGGGCUCCCCCCCAACACAUCCAUGAUACACAGGCCCCCUUAUUCUUCUUGGAAAGGAAAAGGCAAGAGGUGAGCCAGUCCUUGUCUGGGCUGCGGGGUGAGCCUGGGGGUGGGAUGCACAGCUUCCAGGUCUAAGAUGGAGCAGAGAGGCUGACCGUGUGAAGCCGAGCUUGUCAAGGGAACUGGAGGGGCAUCUGGGCCUCCCCUCCUUCCUGGAGCUUGGCCCGACAGGUUCUGACUGCCCUGGAGGGACGGCACAGCUGGGCAUUGGCCUGCCAACCUUCGGAGUGGCUCGGGAAGCAGCUCACUUUCCAGCCGGACAGUCGGAAAACAUCUCCCUGUGGAUGGGGCUGCAUGGCAGAUGUUGUGUCUCCUGAAGGCCAAAAAAUGGUGCUUAUCAGAAACAACAGCCAGGCCGAUGUCUUGGGAUCAGCCUUUCCAGCCAUGAUACAGGUGCUCAAAUCCAAUGCCUGAGUCACGUGACCUGGGAGAUCCAAUCCCAUCUUCUUGCUUUGUCUCACCAUCAUUUCUUCAGGUGCGAAGAAUUAUUGGCAGCCCCUUUUCUGUAUCAUUUCCUUCCUUCCUUCCUUCCUUCCUUCCUUCCUUCCUUCCUUCCUUCCUUCCUUCCUUCCUUCCUUCCUUCCUUCCUUCUCCAAGCAACCCUUCUGCUUGCUGCUGGGCCUUCAGGGUGGUAUCUCCUCCAGCCUCUGCAGGUGACUUCCAGCUCCACCCCAGAUGGCAUCUUUCCCUUCCAGCUACUGCAACUUUUGAGGUAUUUUCAGUACUUGUUUUUGAUGACCCAUCCCAGAAUUCAAGAGUUGCCGUGGCCGGGCAGCUGACAUCUAAAGCCGGGCUGCAUCUGGGGAAUUGGGAGCACAUCUACCAGCCAGUCUUCCUUGUCUUUCUCUUUGCGGAACUUUUAUUUAAGUUCAGAAUGAGGAAGGGAAAUAUAGGCUGCUGCCUCUUACUUUUC
Molecule: messenger RNA, 2652 nt
Organism: Thamnophis elegans (Western terrestrial garter snake)
Lineage: Eukaryota; Metazoa; Chordata; Lepidosauria; Squamata; Natricidae
Gene: LRRC26
Product: leucine rich repeat containing 26
Exons: 2
Coding region: 22-996 (324 amino acids)
Cellular component (GO): extracellular matrix
Molecular function (GO): protein binding
Source: RefSeq, a predicted model, not a curated record